AUGGGUGUGCUAGGAUUCCUUUGGUUUGUGCUAGUGAUACUCCCAUGGAGGGUUGUUCAUCAAGCGCUUCAGGCAGUCAACGGCAAAGGUUCUCGUUUCCGCAAAUACCGAACCGACGCGUUACGCCUGGGGCUUUUGGAGUUAGCUUCUCAAGCGUUCAGAAUCGACCCCAAGUACCACUGGUUGGUCAAUUUAAGACCACAAACUUUACUCCAUCUCGUGGAACGGUCCCACAAAUCAAUCGUGUCUACGUUACCCAACUAUGGCAAGUUCUUUGACUCCCAGCUGUAUUGGAUCGUCGAACAACCUGACCGUCAAAAACUGGACCCCAUCUUGAUCUAUUUACAUGGUGGUGGUUUCACCUUUCAGGCCGUACCACAACAGAUCGAGGCAGUGUUGCUGAUAUAUGCCCUCACCCUGCCAGAAACGAGAAAGCGGCUUUCCAUUUUGAACUUGAACUACAAAUUAGCGGGCAAUGGCUACCCUAAUCCUAUUCAACUCAAGCAAUUGGGGCUGACUUACGAGAACUUGGUCCGCGAGGGCAACCUGAACUUUAUCUUUUUGGGAGAUUCCGCAGGAGGUACUUUGGCCGUCACUUACCUCCAAGCAUUAAAGGAAAACCAAAAGGUGCUUCCACUCCCGUUCCCCAAAGCAUUAUUGUUGGUUUCUCCGUGGAUAAAGCUUAAGCCAGAUUACAAUGACUAUCAACCCGGCCAUUCAUACUAUGACAACGAUUCUCGAGACUACAUCCCCUGGUCAGUUUUGCGUCUGCCAAAACGUUUGCAAGUGAUCACCGGUGACUCUAAAAUUGACACAUUGACGAUAUCACCGGGGAAUUGCCCUGCAAAUCAUGAUGAUUGGGAUAUUUCCACCCUCGAGAAUGUGAUCGUCGUCACCGGUGAGGACGAAAUCAUUCGCGACGACAUAUUCAACUGGUGUAAGAUUGCUUUGGGUAUUCCAAUCGACGCCGCAAGUUUUGCCAAAGACUCUGAAGGCGUAGUGUUGGAUCGUCACAAAUACGUUCGGAACCAGGACAAAAUUCAAGUCCACGUCGAGCCCUAUGGGGUCCACGAUGCCAUGCUUUUAGAAGCAAUGUCCAUCAUGUCGGAAUUAGAUGAUGGUGUUGAACCGGAGAACAUUUCUCGGGUAAAGUACUUUGGCAUCCCCAAAUUGGCAGCGUAUCUUGAUAAUGUUUGUCAUUAG
Molecule: messenger RNA, 1203 nt
Organism: Diutina rugosa
Lineage: Eukaryota; Fungi; Ascomycota; Pichiomycetes; Serinales; Debaryomycetaceae
Exons: 1
Coding region: 1-1203 (400 amino acids)
Source: RefSeq, a predicted model, not a curated record